AUGUCCUCCUUCGACUCCGUCGCGGCCGUCGUAGGCGAUGACGACGGGCUACCGCCAGCCCCCUUCGACCCUGCCGUCAUCCAGGACGGCGGCGAGCAGCAGCCGGGGCUCGGCAUGCGCCGCGGCCACCGCUUCGCCGCGUCCUACUCGUCGUUCGGCACUGCCGUCUCCGAGGACGACCUGGGCGGCAUCGCGGGCGAUGGCUGCGGGUACGGCGGCUUCGGCUUCGGCAUGCACCCGGAUUCCAGCGGCGGCGGCCAUGGCGCGUACGGGUACGCCGAGGACGCGGGGAACGGCGUGGAGCAUGUCAUGGGCGCCCAGGACGUGAUGGACGGCGCCGCGCACGGCCGCGUGGGAGGGGGCAUCGGUGGCGGCGGCGGCCUCCUCGACGAUGACCUGUUCGGUGCGGCUGCCGACGACGGGCCCGUCCUGCCGCCGCCGGAGGCCAUGAGGGAGGAGGGCAUCCUCCGCCGGGAGUGGCGCCGGUGA
Panicum hallii is the source of this 489-nucleotide messenger RNA. Its product is annotated as clathrin light chain 3-like. The transcript has a single exon. NCBI's taxonomy places the organism in Eukaryota, Viridiplantae, Streptophyta, Magnoliopsida, Poales, Poaceae. The record is from RefSeq and is a predicted model, not a curated record. Bases 1 to 489 code for a protein of 162 amino acids.